CCUUCAUCCCACUUCUCACUUCUCUCGCCGCAUCCCGCUGUUGGGAAGGGGUGGUACCGGUAUAUAGACUCUGUACUCCAUCCUUCUAUCGUUCAUUUAACACGAUGACGACAAAGAGAUCCAAUGGCACUACUUCCAAGAUAUCCAAUGGAUAUCUGUCUUCCGAUGAAGAAUUUGAAGAGCUAGGUCCCCUGGUGGCCAUGGAAUUGACAUCGGGUCAAGAAGAUCUUUUGGACAAAGAUCCACAAUUCUGUGGGAAUCUCCUACCCAAACUCCCGUGGUUGCUCGCAUUGAUGCUAUUGAUUGUGGCUCUCUAUGUCAUGGCUCCCACUACUGGUAGCAAGAAUUCCACAACAACAAUGCACCAUCACAAUCAUCAUCACAUUCAUUUGGAGUGUCCCACAGAGCCCUUGUCGACGCUCAAUUUCGACGACGAUGCCGCCAUCCAAGAUUACGUCGCCAACGGAACACAGCCGUGCACCAAAACCCCCGCAUGUUUUCUCGAAACCUUUCGAGACCACGUCUUUGAUGGACACACGCGCACGUACACUCAAUUCAAAGAAAGCGAACGCGAGUUUGUCCGAGACUUUUUUGUACCCCAUUUGAAACCGGGCGAUGCCAUUUACGAAUCGGCCUGUGGCAUUGGAUUGAAUCUCUUUGCCGUACUGGAGUUGGUAGCAGAAGAAGCCAAUUUGACGGGAAUUACCGUUUAUGGAAAUGAGUAUAUUGAGGAAAAUGCCAAUCGAGCCAAUUGGAUCUUGGAUGUACUCUUGGGAGCACAACUUGACGAGGAUAUGCCCAAUAAAAAGGGACAUGUCUGUCGAGGAGAUUCCACCGAUUUGAGUUUUGUUCCUGCCAAUAGUUUCGAUUUGGUAUACACGGGUUUCAUCAGUCCCCUCUGGGAUCCUCUCCAUAUCAACAGUCACAGUAAAAUGAAAGAGCUGUGUUUGGACCAAAAUAAAAAUGAUGACUGGAAAGCCCAAACACUGGUCAAUCUGAGUCAAUCGAUGCAAGACGAUUGGUUCAGUCAAUGGGUGGUGGAAAUGAUUCGCAUUGCCAAACCGGGAGCACCCAUUAUUAUUGAAGAGAAUGCACUACCCUUUUGUUCCAAUCCGCACGACUAUGGUGGUGUCAGUCCAGCGUACUGGCAUCACGGAGUCGACCACUACGGGUGGAACGUCCAACCGAGUUCAUUGCAAUUUGGAAAACGAGGCAAUGGAUACAAAGGCAGUCGGUAUCAUGUGUUUAUGCUGAAAAAGGAGGAAGAAUGAAGAGUCAUGAUUACGACAAACAAGUUUGUUUUGGGCAGUCACUAGAAGAAGGAUCAUCAUGGACCGAAGUUUUGUUUUGGAAGCU
Seminavis robusta is the source of this 1356-nucleotide messenger RNA. Lineage: Eukaryota; Bacillariophyta; Bacillariophyceae; Naviculales; Naviculaceae. The record is from the annotation of a GenBank genome assembly.